Messenger RNA from Harpegnathos saltator (Jerdon's jumping ant), 1739 nucleotides. Its product is annotated as zinc finger CCCH domain-containing protein 15 homolog. Gene Ontology annotation, molecular function: mRNA binding; metal ion binding. The transcript has 7 exons. Gene Ontology annotation, cellular component: cytosol. NCBI's taxonomy places the organism in Eukaryota, Metazoa, Arthropoda, Insecta, Hymenoptera, Formicidae. The coding region runs from base 133 to 1335 and encodes 400 amino acids. Gene Ontology annotation, biological process: cytoplasmic translation. The record is from RefSeq and is a predicted model, not a curated record.
GGGCACAAAGUGGGGAGAAAUGCAAUGGUGGACAAUGAAUAUUUUCGAGUAAAGUGCGGUAAAGCACUUUUAUUAAAAUUAUUUUAGGAUUCCAAGUGUUUCUGUCACUAAGAAAAAUUUCAAAUCGACAAAAUGCCACCGAAGAAGGCGCCGGCGCCGAGCAAAAAAACAGAACAAAAGAAAAAAGAGAAAGUUAUUGAGGACAAAACAUUUGGUAUAAAAAAUAAAAAGGGUGCCAAGCAGCAGAAAUUUAUUCAACAGGUUGAAAAACAAGUGAAAUCCGGUGGUGUUAAUCCCCGCAAACUUGAAGAUCCCAAUGCAAAAAAACUGGAAAAAGAAAAGAAGCUCAAAGAACAGAAGGAAUUAGCACUUAUUUUUAAACCUGUCCAGAUGCAAAAGAUAGAUAAAGGUACAGAUCCUAAGUCUGUUGUAUGCGCAUUCUUUAAACAAGGACAAUGCACAAAAGGGGAUAAAUGUAAGUUCUCCCAUGACUUAAGUGUUGAACGUAAAGCUGAGAAACGUUCCUUAUAUUGUGAUAUGAGAGAUGAUGAUAAGGAGGCAGAUACAAUGGAUAAAUGGGAUGAAGACAAGCUGAAAGAAGUUGUGGAAAAAAAACAUGGUGGUGGUGGCAAUCGUCCAACAACUGACAUUAUCUGCAAACACUUCCUAGAAGCAGUAGAAAAAGCAAAAUACGGUUGGUUUUGGGAAUGUCCGUCUGGUCAAAAGUGCAUAUACAGGCAUGCCUUACCUCCUGGAUUUGUCCUAAAGAAGGAUAGAAAGAAGGAAGAGAAAAAAGAUGAGAUAUCCUUGGAAGAUUUAAUAGAAAAAGAAAGGGCUAAUUUAGGACUGAAUCAAACAAAAAUAACAUUGGAGACAUUCUUAGCUUGGAAGAAAAGAAAAUUGAAAGAGAAGGAAGAACAAGCAAUUAAAGAUGAGGAGAAGAAGAGAAAUGAUUACAAAGCUGGCCGGCAAGUCGGCAUAUCGGGCAGAGAGAUGUUUUACUUCAAUCCAGAGCUCGCAGCCGGAGAUGGUAUCGACGACGGAGACGAAGCAAUAUCUAGUUAUGUUCGUGAAGAGGACGAUUAUGAGGAUAUACAAUAUAGAGAACUUGAUACGGAACGUUUAGCUUUUGAAGCUAGCGAGACCGACACUACGGGUAUUACUGUAGCUGCUGCAGAUCGGUUAAAGAUCAAUAAUGUCGCCGAUAAUGACAAAAAUGUUACAGUAACUGUGGAAGAAGGUGCUGCAGCGUUAGCUAUCAAUGAAAACCUCUUCAUGGAAGAAGAUUUAGAGGGUUUGGAAGAAGAAUUGGGGGACCUGGACUUAGAGGAGUAAUCCAGAUGUCCCGAUCGUGUCUCUCCUCACGUCAUGUUGGCUUCGCUUCUCCCAUCCGUGUUUUAUCAACUUCGUUCAAUACGUAUCGCUCGGAUUAAUCUCAAAUAUAUUGUAUACAUAUAAUUUUCAACAUAUUCAUACAUAAAUGUUACGUUUGUAUAUUGGAACAUGUGUACAAAGAGCAGGGUACCUAUUAUGGAACUCGUCGGAAUCGAUUCCGAUCGAAUUUAUUCCAUUAUUUCCGAGAUUUCUAUUGUCUUUUCUAGGGGAAACGGAAUUAUUCCGAUCGAAAUCGAUUCCGACGAGUUCCAUGAUAGGUACCCCGGUGUCGCGUAAGCCAACCGGUCUAUUGUAAAUCUAAUAAAAUAAGUAAAUUAAAAAUAAAAUUACCAGCAUUCAUCUAU